AUGUUGCGCAGAGUCUCGGGCGUGUGCCCCCUCUGCCAGGUGCAGGCCCUUUCACGACGACCUCCGCCAGCCCACCACGUCCGCCCGUACACGCAGCUCCAGCGCGAACGCGGGGAACGCCAUGGCGCAGCCUCUUCACGACCCCCGCGGCCCGUCCGCGGGCGUGACCAUCCCAGGCCGUCGCGGAUGAUGCUCUCCGACGACGUCGCGCGCGCCGCAGACAGAGGGCCGGCGAGGAAGCCAGACGCCUUCGACUUCCUCAACAGGACCGAAGCACCACGGGGCCUGCAGCGCAUGCGCGAGCAGCGAGAAGCCCGCGGGAGCCGCCCGGCCACUGGGCGCGACGACGGCAAGCGGCGCACGCGAGCAGAGCCCUUCCACGCCCUCAAGAUGCAGAGUUCGCUGCACCAGGUGCCCUACAACAACCGCACCGCCGUCAAGCGCCAGCUCGACGAGUACGACUCGUUCGACAAGUUCCCCCUCGCCGAGCCCAUCCUGCGUGCCGUCAACGAUGCCCUGCCCGGCCUCGAGUACCGCAAUCCCACCCCCGCACAAGCCGUCGCCAUCCCCGCCCUCCUCGGCCUGCGCAAGGCGGUGCGCGCAAAAGUAAAGUCGACCAAGAGCGCGCCCGACUCGUUCCUCCUGGCAGCCGAGACGGGUUCAGGCAAGACGCUGGCCUACCUCCUGCCCACGCUGGACGCUAUCAAGGCCGAGGAAGUGCGCGAGAAGGACGAGGCUGAGGAGCAGGCCCAGAGAGACGCCGCCGACGCCGCCGCCCACGAGCACGACAAGAGGACCGACAUGUUCGCGGCCGAGGAGCCUGAGAUCAACAAGGCGGUCGACCCAGCACGACCGCGCGCCAUCAUCCUCGUCCCCUCCGCCGAACUCGUCGCCCAGGUCGGCGCCGUCGCAAAGUCGCUGUCCCACACGGUCAAGUUCCGCGCUGCCCCAAUCUCAGCCAAGAUGUCUGCCACGGUCAUCCGCAACCAGCUCUUCAACCCCAAUGGCGUCGACGUCGUCAUCAGCACGCCCCCGCUCCUCGCCAGCAUCGCCGAAAGCAACCCAAACAUCCUCGCCCGCGUCACCCACCUCAUCUGCGACGAGGCAGACUCCCUCUUCGACCGCUCCUUCAAGCAAAGCACCACCGACAUCCUCGACCGCGCGACGCCUUCCCUCAAGAAGCUCGUCCUCUGUUCCGCUACCAUCCCAAAGUACCUCGACAAAUACCUCGCAGACAGGUUCCCGGACAUGCAGCGCCUCGUCACACCCAACCUCCACGCCAUCCCGCGAAGAGUACAACUAGGUGUCGUAGACGUAAACAAAGACCCCUACCGCGGCAACAAGAUGCUGGCCUGCGCCGACACCAUAUGGCAGAUAGGCAAAGCAUCCGUCGACUACGACCCCAACGAAGGCAAACAAGCCAUUCCCACGAAGCGCGUCCUAGUCUUUGUCAACGAACGCGAAGACACGGAGCAAGUAGCCCAGUACCUCGUCAAGAAGGGCAUCGACGCCCUCGCCUUCCACCGCGACACCGAUCCCUCCCGCCAAGCCAAGAUCCUCAAGUCCUUCACCAACGACGCAUCAGCCAAGGAAGCCGAAGACAGCGAAGAGAACAAGGCGGAAGCGCCGAACAAACGCACGCUCCCCAACACCAAGGUCAUUGUCACCACUGAUCUGGGCUCAAGGGGUAUCGACACCGUCUCCGUUCGCCACGUCAUCCUCUACGACGUCCCACAUACUACCAUUGACUUUAUCCAUCGUCUGGGCCGGACUGGGCGAAUGGGCAGGCGAGGAAGGGGCAUCGUCUUGCUUGGACCCGGUGACCGAGCGGAUGUAGUCAGAGAAGUCAGAGAAGCCAUGUUUAGAGGCGAAGCUCUGAUUUAG
This is a messenger RNA of Alternaria ethzedia, 1884 nucleotides long. It is a transcript of the gene MRH4, whose product is annotated as RNA helicase. Bases 1 to 1884 code for a protein of 627 amino acids. Gene Ontology annotation, molecular function: ATP binding; RNA helicase activity; nucleic acid binding. The record is from RefSeq and is a predicted model, not a curated record. Gene Ontology annotation, biological process: maturation of LSU-rRNA from tricistronic rRNA transcript (SSU-rRNA, 5.8S rRNA, LSU-rRNA). Gene Ontology annotation, cellular component: nucleolus. The transcript has a single exon. Lineage: Eukaryota; Fungi; Ascomycota; Dothideomycetes; Pleosporales; Pleosporaceae.